Synchiropus splendidus (mandarinfish) is the source of this 3519-nucleotide messenger RNA. RefSeq names its product PPFIA binding protein 1a (gene ppfibp1a). Gene Ontology annotation, molecular function: protein binding. Gene Ontology annotation, biological process: neuromuscular junction development. The coding region runs from base 155 to 2788 and encodes 877 amino acids. NCBI's taxonomy places the organism in Eukaryota, Metazoa, Chordata, Actinopteri, Syngnathiformes, Callionymidae. The record is from RefSeq and is a predicted model, not a curated record. Gene Ontology annotation, cellular component: presynaptic active zone. The transcript is spliced from 25 exons.
GUGCCGCUCCACUGGGAUGAAAACUUCAUUUGUCAGAGAAACCGAGUGGUUUUGUGUCAUGGGCACGAUGAAGCCUCGCUGAAACAGUUUAGGAUAGGAUUGGCGAAGACUACAAGACAGCAUUCACUGAAAUUUGGUGGAAAACAGUUUGAGAAUGAUGUCUGACGCAAGUGAUAUGUUGGCAGCUGCGCUGGAGCAAAUGGAUGGAAUCAUAGCAGGAUCCAAGGCCAUGGACUACUCCAAUGGCCUCUUUGACUGCCAGUCUCCGACUUCGCCUUUCCUGGGUGGUCUCCGGGUGCUGCACCUCUUGGAGGAUCUUCGAGCGUUGCUGGAGCUCAUGGACAACGAGGAGAGGGACAACCUGCGAUGUCAGAUUUCAGAUUCCACUGCAGAGGGUCUGGCUGAGUGGCUGCAUGGACGAAUGACUAACGGCCACGCGGUGGAGGCAGUCUAUCAGGAACGCUUGUCACGGCUGGAGAGUGAUAAAGAGUGCCUCAUUCUUCAGGUUAGUGUCCUAACAGACCAGGUGGAGGUGCAGGGGGAAAAGAUUCGGGAUCUGGACAACUGCCUUGAGCGCCACAGAGAGAAAUUAAACGCGACUGAAGAGCUACUUCAAAAGGAGUUGUUGACCCGGACGGCGCUGGAGAGCCAGAAGCUGGAGCUCUUAACCGAGGUGUCGGGCCUGAAGCUGAAGCUGUCAGCGGUGGAGAGGGAUCACAGGGACAAAGAGGGCUUCUACCAGGAAGUGACGGAGCUGCGGUUCAGGGUGACUGACAUGGAGAAUGAACGGAUUCAGAGCGAGAAGAAACUAAGAGCAAGCAAAGAGGAGCUGGCUGUUCUUCAGAGGCAGCUUGAGGAGCGAGAGAUGGAGCUGAGGAGGCUGAGAGAGGAGAGCCGCCCGAGAGUGGAGGGCCCCGGCGGAGCUGAAGCUGGAGAGAGAGAGACAGAGAUGUUGAAGGUGAAGAGAGUGUUGGAGUCGCUGAGGUCGGCGAACGAUGAGAAGGAGCGGCGCAUUAAAGAGUUGGAGUCUUCCUUGAUGGCUCAGGAGAUGGUCAGAGACAAAUUAAAAGAGAACGACUACGACGAUAUCCAAGAUGAUCCCUCUAUUCCCGUCACCAUGGUGGUGGACGAGGUCACGCUGUCAUCGGAGGGGGCGACAGGAAGGAGCCAUGACGAGGCCAGUCCCUGCAUCGCUGUGUUGUCGGAGAUGAAUGAGCUGGACAGAGAGCGACAGUCGCUGCGAGUUCAAAGUUCCUCAGGUGCUCCAGCCCCGUCCAACUCCUCGGAGCAGAGUAAAAAUAAAUCCAGACUCUUAAAGCCAAGCACAACAAGCGAUGACAGCUUCGGUACCAAGAAGGCUCGAGCGUCCUUCGGCCGUGGCUUCUUCAAGCUGCGAGGAGGGAAGCGAACGUCCAGCACUCCUAAUCUGGCUGAGGCCGAACGUAAAGGCACAGAGCACCUGGACUUGGCCGGCCUCCCUGUGAAGAAGCCUCACGGUGGCGCACUGCGGCCUUCCUCACCAGACACCAAAAAGAAGUCCAGAGGCUUGAGAAGGUUCUUUGGCAGACUCAAGAGGAGUCACUCCACCUCCUUCAACCUGGAUGACGCCCCGGACGUGGAGUUCAGGAGAGGAGGCGUCCGGGCCACUGCCGGCCCCAGACUGGGCUGGUCCAGAGAAACUCAGAACAACAGCAGCAGAAGCAGUGUUCCGUUCUCUCGCUGGAGCACAGAAGACGUGUGCGACUGGCUGCACGACCAGGGUCUGGGCUUGUACGUCACCGCUGGCCUCAACUGGAUCAAAUCUGGACAAACGCUUUUGCAGGCGUCACAGCACGACCUGGAGAAGGAGUUGGGAAUGAAGCAGCAUCUCCACAGGAAGAAGCUCCAGCUGGCCCUGCAGGCGCUGGGCUCAGAGGAGGACGACUCAAUGGGGCGGCUGGAUCACAACUGGGUGACCAGGUGGCUGGACGACAUCGGCCUUCCACAGUACAAGAGUCACUUCGACGAGGCUCGGGUUGACGGACACGUGCUGCACUUCAUGACGGUGGAUGACUUGCUGUCUCUGAAGGUGGGAAGCGUCCUCCAUCACCUCAGCAUCAAAAGAGCCAUCCAAGUCCUCCGACUCAACUCCUACGACCCAAACUGUCUGAGGCGCCGGCCGUCCGACGAGAGCAACCUGACGCCGGCAGAGAUCUCCCGCUGGACCAACCACAGGGUGAUGGAGUGGCUCCGCUCGGUGGACCUUGCCGAGUACGCGCCGAACCUGCGGGGAAGCGGUGUCCACGGAGGGCUGAUGGUGUUGGAGCCUCGCUUUAACGUGGAAGCCCUGGCUCUGCUGCUCAACAUCCCUCCCAGCAAAACUCUCCUCAGGCGCCACUUGGCCACACACUUCCAGCUGCUGGUUGGCACCGAGGCCCAGCGGCUCAAGCAGGAGGGUCUGGAGAACCCAGAUUACUGCGUGCUCACUGCCACGGCCAGAGUCAAGCCCCGCCGCCUGUCCUUUGGAGGGUUUGGAACUCUGCGGAGGAAGCGCCACGACGACACAGAGGAGUAUGUUUGUCCGAUGAACAUCGAAAUGCCAAAAAGCAGCAGCUUCCAGCGCGGUGUCCUCAUGUACGAGGACUGUCUGGAUAGUCUGGAUCAGAUUGAAGACUCUGAAGGCACCGUCCGGCAGAUCGGAGCCUUCUCAGAGGAGAUCAACAACCUAACAAGCAUGCUGAAGGACGACCACUUCCUGCCCGAGGUCUGUCCAUCAGAGGACGCAGCCAGGCAGUCGUGUGACAACUAAAAGGACGUUGCAUCUCCAAAGUUAGCGGUCAGCUUGUGUAAAUAUACACAGUUAUUCCUUAUUAUUUAUCUUUUUAGGACUUGGAAACUGUACAUUUUGUAGGUUCCACUUUGAUGCGAGUCAGAGUGCUCUUUGGUUUUGACUCAUCUUGUAUUUCAGAAUAUUCUCAAAUAUUCUAUUUCAGUAGGAAUUUAGCUUUUAAGUUUUUAUUGGUACGUUUGCUUACUUUGCAUAAAGCCUUUCACUUUACUGAGGCCAUCUAUCCACCCACCCGCUGUCAGCGGGAGAAAAGUAUCCCAGACUGCAUUGUCGCCAAGAAACCUCCUCCAGCUCUUCGAGGGGGAAAUACAGAGGUGCUGCCAGGUCGACUUAAAUAGAGUCCCUCCAACAGGUCCCGGGGCCUUUCUGGAGUACCUAACCUGGCAGGCAAUGGAAUGUGGGUCUGGUGUUCUGACCAAAGACGUGGGAUCAGUCAGGUGCUGGAAUGCGACCUAUUUUAUGAGGACUUUUUUUUUUUUUUCUGUGAGGACCAGCAGUGGAGCUGAUGGGAGAAGCACUCUGGGAAACAAAGUGUUAACUGUUUGCAGUACUGUAAAUUUAGCCUAAACUAGAAUUUCCAUUUCAGCUUUGACUGGUUUUCCAGCAGUCUGUUGUCAUGGCGAUGUGUGAAUGAGCUUUUUACGUGUCCCAAAAAACAUGCUAUUUUAUAGUAAUAAAGCAUUAUAAAAGGU